This is a messenger RNA of Protobothrops mucrosquamatus (brown spotted pit viper), 3705 nucleotides long. It is a transcript of the gene GGH, whose product is annotated as gamma-glutamyl hydrolase. Gene Ontology annotation, cellular component: vacuole. Gene Ontology annotation, biological process: tetrahydrofolylpolyglutamate metabolic process. Gene Ontology annotation, molecular function: gamma-glutamyl-peptidase activity. The record is from RefSeq and is a predicted model, not a curated record. NCBI's taxonomy places the organism in Eukaryota, Metazoa, Chordata, Lepidosauria, Squamata, Viperidae. The transcript is spliced from 9 exons. The coding region runs from base 64 to 1020 and encodes 318 amino acids.
UGGAGCUCUUCUGCAGAGAGAGUUCAUUUCGACAACUGAGCUGAGUUGCAGUGAACUGGGCGAAUGCCAGCCAUGGCGAGAGGGCUGCAAGUUUGCGGGACUUGGGGGCUUCUCGCCUUCUGCUGCUGCUCCGCGGUCUCCUUUGUGCUGCGGAGUGAGAACGAGCGACCGAUUAUUGGAAUAUUAGCUCAGGAAACUUCUAAAAAUUUUCAAAAGUUUGGAAGUUCUUAUAUUGCUGCUUCUUAUGUGAAAUUCAUCGAAUCAGCUGGAGCAAGAGUAGUACCAGUAAGAUUGAAUCGUUCCAAUGAAGAGUAUGAUGAGAUAUUCCAUUCUAUAAAUGGAAUACUUUUUCCAGGAGGUGGUGUUUCUCUUAAAACUUCUGAAUUUUCCAGAGUGGCUAAAAUAUUCUAUAAAAAAGCAUUAGAGGCCAAUGACAGAGAAGAUUAUUUUCCCAUUUGGGGGACAUGCCUGGGACACCAGUUGCUCACCUAUCUCACGAGUGGAGAAAACCUGCUCAUCCGGACAAAUACAAAUGGGUUUACAAUGUCACUGAAUUUUACCCAAGCUUCAAACCACAGUAGGAUGUUCCAGGAUUUUCCUGAAGAGAUAUAUGAACUGUUAGCUUCAGAGCCUGUAUCUUCACACUUUCAUUCCUGGAGCCUAUCUAUGCAGAAUUACACAAAAAAUAAGAAACUGCGCAACUUUUAUAAGAUUUUAACAACUAAUUUUCAUAAUGUGGAGUUCAUAUCUACCAUGGAAGCUUACAGUUACCCUAUUUAUGGUGUCCAGUGGCAUCCAGAAAAAAAUCCAUUUGAAUGGAAAAAUUCAACUGGCAUUCCACAUUCCUCAGCAUCUAUAAAAGUAACAUUUUUCCUAGCUGAUUUCUUUGUCAAUGAAGCCCGGAAGAGCAAUCACCAUUUUUCGAGCAAAAAGGCUGAAACCAAUGCACUGAUUUAUAAUUUUAAUCCUGUUUUCACUGGGACCUUUUCAUCUUUUGAUCAAGCUUACUUUUUUGAUUAAAUUUCCAGCCCGAAGAAGAACAUAAGUAGAUUUUAAAAUGAUUUGAUCUUUCUGUUUAAAUUGAAACAGUGUAUUGUACUGCAAAGGCAAAAAAUCAGAUUGUGUGUAGCUCUUUGUAGAACUUAUCCUUUCCAUUCCUUUCUGUAGAAUCACUCCUUAUAUUCCAAAGUGAGUUUGUGAAAAGCUUCUGCAUCAACUUGAGACUAAAAAUCUUGUUGUGAAAGCCCUGAAUUCCACGAAGCUUGUACAGGAAUAGUUCUAAGUGUCCCUAAUAACUGUUCAAUUCAAGCACAAAGGAUAUGACUCCCUUAUGGGUUAAAUAAAUAGGAAUGGAGCAGCACUUGUUGGUUUGGGGGUUACAGUAAAUCACACAGGAUUUGAGUUACCAUUUCAUAUUAUUACAUGCUUGGAGAAGAGGGGACAAGGUCUGCAGAAGUGUUUGCCUGACCCUCAGUAGAACUGUCAUUGCUCUGGUCUUUAUCAUAUCUGAACACCCUAGCAUUAUAUGGAUUUUAUCUUUAGACUAUGUCUAAAGAUUUUAUUUGUGUGACUGAGAAAUUGCACUUAACUAUUUGUGCUCAUUUAAAAUUCUUAUUUAAUGGGAAAAAUUGAAGAGGAUGGCCUUCAUGUGAAUGGGAGUGAUGACUUUUCCCUUUGAUCAAAGAACAUCUACUACACUUGUUUCUGCCUAUUAAGAAACAGUUUGAUAUGAAAAAUUCUCAGGUAACCCAUUCUUGAACAAAAGACAAAGUUUCUCCUUGGACACACAAAGGAGACAGUUUUCCACAUUCUGAGCCUCUCACUGGAAUGCCUUUUUAAUCUCAUAUCUUCAACCUGCCAAUUGCUAUCAAGUCCCUUCCUUUUCUUAUAUGUCUCUGUAUCCUAGCAUGUUGUUUUAGUGUUUGGAGUACAUAUCAUCAGCCACCCAAACAAUGUUGUAUUUUUUUUUAAUCCCUUUUCUGAGAUCCCCUUCUUUGAUAUAUCUUUCUUGGAAUAAUGUAGCACAAUAAAAAUGAUUUUGCUCUUCUUUUAAAGAAACAAAUUCACUGAUAUAUCUUCUACAGGUUUAUUAUUAUUAUACAGAUAGAUGAUUCUGAGCCUCAUUAGUUUCCCCUUCCCUACCUUUUAAUCACCUUCCUUGCUUUCUACUCAUAAUCACUUCCUGUGUGAUCCAAGCACUUUAAACCGAUUGGAUUUGUAUAAUGCUGUGGAGAUAACUGAUACUAAGUACAGCUAUUGUUUCAUGGAAACUGAAGCCCAGUACAUUUGAGAGGCAUCUUCUUAUGAAAGGUUGAGUUAAACCUUCACUUCGGGCAGCAUUUUCCCUUAUGCUCUGUCAGCUGGUAACCUCAUGAGUCACUUGAAUAGGCAGGACCAAUAUUUUCAGAUGCAUUUUUGUGUUUGAGAAUGCUUAUAAAGUUUCAGAUAGCAUUUUAUUUCCUAAAACUACCCAUGAUGAGGAAAAAAAACACUCACUUUGCCUCAGCAAUAUCCCAGUCCCCCCUCAAAAUAGAAUCUUAACAUUUCAGGUUGAUCCAUUCUGAAAGCCAUAAAGCAAUUGCUGGAGAAUGACUUUCAUCUCAUUUCAGGAUUCUAUCAAUCAGUUAAUAUCAUUUAUCUAGAUAAAUGGUGCUUGAGAUUUUCUAUUUUAAAUACUGUUUUGUACAAAAAUUUGAAGAUCAGAGAAUCCUUUUAAGAUGUCAUCUUAUUUUAGGAGAGACUAAUUUUCCCCAUAAAGUUUUUGGCUUUAUUUACAAUUAUUGCAGUUAAAAUCUGUGGUUUUCUAAGAUUUGUCAUAACUGUUUAAUAACUAAGGUGCUAAAUAUUUUUAGAGGCAGUUGUGGAUUUUUAUCUACAUUAUCCUAAGUACUGAAAUAAAACAUUCCAAUUUACCAAAUAUUAAUAGGGUUUUCAUAUAGGGCAAUAAAUAUGCAAAUUUGGAAAACUAAAUCUAUUUUGAUAUAUAGAUUAAAUAUUUGUGACAAAUUCUUUUCUUGGGUAAAAUAUUAUGCUAAUAUCAUAAAUAUAUGGGUGUCUGCAAGUGUGGCCUAUGGGGAAAAAACCUCAUAGAUUUUUCCCUGUAGUUUUCUUUACAUAAGUGAAUAUAAAAACCUUUCAUGUUGAUGAUGCUAUUAAUGUGAGUUCAAGAUCAGCCUUUUUCAAAAAUAUGUAGGAUUAUUAUUGUCUUUUUAUAAUUGCACUUUUUGUAUAUACAUUUCAUUAAUAUAUGCCAAAGUAAUAUAAGCCAAAAUAUUCACACCAUAGCCUAUGGACCAGGCAUGAUCCAUAAACUGUGCUGUUAUUUGUUUUUUGUUGUUGUUUUGCAGCUUUUCUGAUUACAGUGAUUACACAAAAUUGAUGAGAUCUUCAAAACUUGAAAUAAAGAUGAAUGUGUUAAGUUUUAGAAUGGUCUUUAAAAAAUUGCAAUGCACCUUUAUUUGCCAUCCCACCCCACUCAAUAUUAUUGUGGUCCUUUGGGCUGAUAAAAAACUUGGUCCCAGUACGCUGAGACCAAACCUGAAUGACUAAAUGAGAGGAAAUAAAUGUGAAUGUAUUUUAAUUGUUACAUAGUUUGUUUAAUUUAAUGCAGUUAUUCAAUUUUGUUUUUUCACUAUAUGACUUUGAGCAUAUGGCCUUGUAUUUAUGUUUAUUGCUGUAUAAUAAAGGAAAUGCAAUUUAAUAGUG